UUCCACAAACAUGCAAAGAAGUACUUUCAGAUGUACCUACCUGAUGCUGGUUACGAGGUUGCCUCGACGUCUCGUUAUGCUGCUGUCUCCUCGAAAGCUGAAGCAUGCAUACUCGCGACACGUAACUGGACGGCCGGAGAGAUCAUCCAACGGCUGCAAGGAACACUUGCUCCCAUGACCCGCGAAGAGGAGCUCGCACAUGCAGCAUCUUCUCGCGAUUUUUCGAUCUUGCAUUCCAGUCGCCUGAAGGCAAUGUGCUUGCUUCUCGGACCGGCUCGAUUUGUGAAUCAUGACUGCAAGCCUAACGCCGCUUUCGUGACUCAAAACCAGACUCUCACUAUCAAAGCUAUCAGGAAUAUCCGAAUUGGUGAGGAAAUCGUGGUGAAGUAUGCCGAGGACUAUUUUGGUAUUGGGAACUGCGAGUGCUUGUGUCAAACAUGUGAAAAUACCGGUAGGGGU
Messenger RNA from Saitoella complicata NRRL Y-17804, 459 nucleotides. Its product is annotated as SET domain-containing protein. The record is from RefSeq and is a predicted model, not a curated record. The annotation marks the transcript as partial. The transcript has a single exon. Gene Ontology annotation, cellular component: nucleus. NCBI's taxonomy places the organism in Eukaryota, Fungi, Ascomycota, Saitoellomycetes, Saitoellales, Saitoellaceae. Gene Ontology annotation, molecular function: protein binding; histone H4K20 methyltransferase activity.